Blepharisma stoltei is the source of this 14412-nucleotide messenger RNA. The record is from the annotation of a GenBank genome assembly. NCBI's taxonomy places the organism in Eukaryota, Ciliophora, Heterotrichea, Heterotrichida, Blepharismidae.
AUGUUUGAAGGGUUGAUUGAAAAAAUUCUCCUUGCCAAACUUGGAAAAUUCAUAGAAGGUUUAAGCAAAGAUAGCUUAAAAGUUGGGAUUUUAAGCGGCGACAUCACUCUAGAAAAUGUUUUCUUAAAACCUGAUGCCCUUCUGAUGAUGCAAAUCCCUAUCAUCAUCCGAUACGGCUGCAUCAAAAAGCUUGCAGUCAAAAUUCCAUGAUCAAAAUUAUCAGAAUCUCCAGUCGAGCUAGUUCUUGAAGGUCUUUAUAUUGUUGUAAUUCCUCAAGAGAAAAGUGAAUGGGAUUAUAGUGAGCAAGGAGAAAUCAUUAAAAGGAAAGAAUUUAUGCAUUUUCCCUUAAAUUGCCUUCUAUAUCUAUAUAUUAUUUGCUAGCUCCCCACUGUAAGGGGGCAAAUGAUAAGAAAAAAGCCUUAUAUUUUGGGACAAAAAACCUCUAUGAACCUGUAAAUUUUUUUAAUACAAAAGUUUUAUAGAAAAAAUAUACAAUGGCAAUUAUUAUAAUAAAAUCUCGGGCUAAUUAUAUUAGAUUUAACAUCUUGUGUCCUAAAACAUAAAAUUAUUUAUUCUUUACAGUUUUUGCGAAUUGAAAAAAAAUUAAAAAAAUAAUCUCGCUGUGAGAGAUCAAAUUUUCAUAGAGCAGGAAUAAACAAAUAAACCCUAAAUUUAUCAAUGGACAACUCAAAGGAAAAAACUAUAUAGAAGCAUGCGAAACCAAAAGAAAACAAAUUCAAGAACAAAAACAGCUAUCAGCAGAAGACGAAGUAAAACAAAAAUCGUUUAUUGAAAAAUUGACAUUGAGAAUUGUAGAUAACCUUAAAUUGACUAUAAAAGAUAUCAAUGUGAGGUUUGAGUAUAUGAUAGAAGACAGAUGUUUUUCUGCUGGGAUUACAUUGAAUAGGAUCGAAAGUUUUACAACAGAUGCUAAUUGGACUGCAUUUUUUACAGAUAGAUUUCAAGCAGGCCAAGACAGCGGAAUUAUAAACAAGCUGGUAAACAUCGUGAAUUUCUCGAUUUAUUGGAAUAGUGAAGAUUCAAAUUUAUUAAACUUUUUGAGCUCAAAAGAAGAAAUACAAAAAUGCUUGAAGCUGCAAAUUGAUAAAUAAAUUCAAAAAGACUAAUCUUUCUAUAUAAAUUAAUACUCCUAUUUCUCUAUAGAAUAUUUUUAUAUUAAUAAUAAAUUAAAAAUAAAAAUUAUUAAAAAGGCAUAAUUGUGAAAGCAAUCAAAAUAUUAUCUCUCCUAGUAAUUUAUAAUUAGUCACCGCACAGGUAAAAAUCACCCAUUACAACUUAUGGUCAGGAUUUGAAAAUCCUCAAUACAAAAUCUUACUUAUUUUCCCUGACGUAAAAUUUGUUUACAAGCAAAACCAAUUCCACGAUUGUGUCAAAUUAUUUGAAUACUUCGCUGAUUUCAACCAAUUCAUACUAAAAAUGUAAUUUCUAUGAAGCGAACAUAAGAAAAAAUUCAAAGCUUGAAGCCCUGACAUAAAAAAUGCUAGAAAUCUCUGACAAUUUGCUAUCAACUGCGUUUUAAAAUCAGUCAAACAAAAGAAAAACAGGGCAAUUGAUAUGUUCAAGCUCACAAAAUCAAAAAAAGAUUACUAUCAAGAACAGUUUAAAAUGCUCAGCCGUGAAUUGCGCCAAAAAGGCUCGUUAUCUAAAGAAAAAGAAGAUCUCUAUAAUAAAAUUAUUUUCAUAUCAGAAUAUGACGAUCUUUCUGAAUGAACCAAUCAUGUUAUAGCUGUUGUCGAGCAUGAAGAAGAAGCCAAAAAAAAUAAAAAAACCAGUUGGUUCAGCGUAUUUGGGAAAAAUAAAGACAAAGCUAAAGGAAAUGAAGAAGAAAAAUAUGAAGAAAUUUUUAAAAAUGUAAACAGCUCAGCUUCACUUCAAGAUAAUAUUCCUCCAAGCUAUGUAUGGAUGAAGCUUGAUUUUGAGCUUCAUCAGAGCUCUAUUGAGAUUUCUAAAAAAAAUGUAAAAGGGGAAAACGAGAAAAUUGUAUUUGUGUGCCAAAAUUUGUAUUAUCAUUUGGACAUGAGAAGAGAUGGAGGGGAUAUGAGCUUGAAUAUUCAUGAUCUUUAUUUGGCUUCAAUAGAUGAAAAUGAAGAAAUUAUUAUUUGUAAACAUUGCAGGGCAUUAAUUAUAGUAUUUAAGGUGUGCCACACUCAUUAUAAAGAUGAGCAUUUCUGAUCCAAAAGGUCAGAAUAUCCCAAAUGAACCAGCUGCCAUCCUGACUAGCAUUUCUCACCUGCCGCGAUGCUUUCGCCCUUGCCUGACUUAACUCCUGUGUGUGUUCCGCUUAAGGAUUACCCAUCUCAGAUGUGCUGAGAGAUAAAAAUCUGAGCCUCUUGGUUCACUGUGUGAGCAUUUCCUCUGGUUAUCCCAAAGUUAAACCACUGUUGCUGUGCAGAAGUUCUCAUGAGAAAAUCCCAUAAAUAAAAUUCCAUGAGAGAUAGAAAAUUAGCAGAGCUAAUUUCUCUCGAGCCAAUGCCUAUUUAUUAUUAUCUGUAAACAGUUGAGCCAAAGUGAAACACCGUUUAUAAGAGCUGCGAUAAAUCUAAAGCCACUUGAUUUAGAUGUAGCAUGUCUUUUAAUUGUGAUUUUCCUCAUUGGGUAAAUUUUUUUUCAUUAAAAGUUGCUUUUUCUACCAAAGGCCAGACGAAGAAAAACCUUCCUAAGAAAUUCCUGCAGAGGGAAAUUCCUGAGGAAAAGUAAAGCAAUCUAUUUAGACUGUGCUGCAUAUUUUGCAUUCAGGUCGCAGCCAUUUGAAGUUAUUUAUAACUCAAAAGCAUUGUCCAGGAUUUUAUCGUUUUUUGUAGUCCCAAGCUCUCACCAAGCUGCUAAAGUCAUCGCAGGGGAUAUUCUUCAAUCAAUUGCAGACACAAGUCAAGAAACAAUUACCGAUCUCCUGUAUGGUGAAUCAAAAUAUAUAGUCAAUAUUUCUGCUUGCGGGCCUAAAUUGAAAUUUCCCUCUAAAAACAAGGUUCUAAUCAUAAGUUUAGGAGAUUUAGACAUUUGCACAGAGGAUAGUUCACAAGAUGAUUAUUAUAGUAGAUAUCAAUGCUCACUAAAAUCAAUUGAAAUGGUAGCUUGCUCAAAAAGAGUAACUACAGAAAUCGUCUCAAAAUUCGACAUUUAUACAUCAAUUGAUUUUUUAAAGUCAAAAUACCAAAAGCGUAAAAAAUACGGGCUUUUUGAACAAAAUGUGACGAGUGUUAAAACAAAAAUUCAGCUGCCACUGCUGAAUAUUACGGUUUCUCCUGCUAUUUAUGAGCAGCUUUUAGAAGUAGAAAAAUCAAUAAAACUUGAAGAUGAGGCUGCCUUAUGCAUUUCAACUGAUAAGGCAGAAAUUCUUAUCCCUUUUAUUCCUAAUAGAAAUAAAAUGGUAACGAUGACGGAAAGUGGACUCCGAGGGGCGCUCCUUAUGGAGGAGGUAGGACCCAUCCUGGAAGUAGGGCCUCUGUCCCGGUGGAAGUAGGCCUUCGGGCUUAGUGAUGCCUUGCCGAAAAUGGAAGUUUUAUUUCUCCCCCGACGGUUUUUCCCUGUCCUGCCAGAUGGGCUAGACAGGUUUUGCAUACCACAUGGUCUUUACUCAUCGAAAUCAUCGGGGUGCUAUCUAGGAGCGGCUCUGUCCAGGGCGAGCUAAUCCCCUGGGCAGGUGGCUCAGGUCGGAAAUCCAAAAUGGCGUCCUCAGAUGCCAUUUUAGAGCCGAGACGAGGCUGAUGGUCAGCGCCUGCUGGAGCGCUUAUGGCCGGAUACAUAAUAACUUAACUUAAUUUUUAUUUCUAAUGAGCAUUUUUUAUUAUAGCAAUCUAAAUAUUGCAUAUUUAAAAUAAAUUGAUAUAAAAAUUCUUUAUUAUCAUCGCCCUUACAAAAACUUGGAACCAUUACAUUACAUUAUUACUCUGGUAUUUAAGGUGUCUAGUGCCCGCACCCCUAUAAAAAGGGCUAUAGCUAAACUAGUGACGUCACCGAGCCAUCUUGGAUUAACGAUGGUCAGCCCAUCGCCCAAGCCUUCUAUCAAAGCUUCGCCGCCAGUCUUCGCCGCACGUCUCACCCGGCGCGUUCCGAUGCCUUGUCUUACUCAGCUCCUGCGCGUGUUCCGCCUAAGGGUCAUCUUCCCGUGGAGAUGUGCUGAGAGGUGAAAACCCUGAGCCUCUUGAGUGCACUGACUCCCCCCCCCCCCUCCGUGAGUGAACAAAACCAUUAGAAAAAUCGCCAUUUUUUGCCCAAAAACCCACCCUCCGUGAGUGAACAAAAAUUUUUUUAAUAGAAAAAUUUUUAUGGAAAAAAAAUUUGAUAUAUUAAUGAUAAUUAGUAUAAUGAAAUCUAAAACUAAUUCUGUUUAUAAAAUUUAUAUAUAAAUUUUUUUAAAAAAAAAAAAAUUAACCCCCCUCCGUGAGUGAACAAAAUUUUUUUGUUCACUCACGGAGGGGGGGGGAGUGAGGAGCAGCCCCUCUGGUUAUCCCCAGAGUUAAACUGCUAUUGCUGUGCAGAAGUUCUCGUGGUAAAACCUAACCCCAUAUAUAAAAUUGCUUGAGGGAGAGAAAAUUGGCAAAGCCAAUUUCUCUCGGACCGAAUGCCAUUUUUAUUUAUAAAACUUGGAACCAAUAUGCAGUUAUGAUAUAAUUAUCAUGCUGUUUUAUCAGAAAGCUAUAUUUAUUUCUUUAAAGACGAAAGUGAUGAAAUCGCUGAUACAAGCUACUACAUCAAAGAUUGCAACCUGAUUUUGCAAGAAAUCAAUAAAAUAAAGCUUGAAAAUCGCUAUGGUGAGUGUAUUUUAUGCUUCUCAUCCCCAGAUCUCUAUGAAAUUUGGUUAAAAACUUUAAAUAAACAAAUAUCUGACCUUUCCUCCACAAAAAGUGCAGCUGUAUCAUUAGAAAGAGCUAGGCCAGGAAACCAUCUUGCCAAUAUAGUAUUUUUUGCCAACGAAAUUAGCUGCAAGCUGCUUGAUGAAGAAGAUUAUUUAUUGUGCGAAUUUAAAUUGAGCGAAAUUAUCAAUGAGUUUAAUAUAAGGCCAUAUGACGUCAAAAUUUUGUCUAAACUUCAGCAUUUUGAAAUGAUAGGGUUUAAACAAAACCAUUCUGAAGAAGUCGAGACUUUAGCAAAAAGUUCUGAUGAAAAUGAACUGAUAGGAAUUGAAAUUUUAGUAGCAAAUAGCCAAUCGCCAUAUUUUAAAGGAGAAGAUAUAAGCUUAACCAUAAGAUUUGGGAGCCUGAAUGUGAUUUUUAACCCAGAUUUAAUAAGAAAAAUUUUUUGGUUUUUUACACUGACGCCAAAAAAUGAAGUCAAAAAAUCAUCUAAAACUGCAUCGAUAAACCCUGACCAUAUCUUGUGCCAUACCAUAAUUUUUAUAAAUUCAAUAUCAGCCACUCUUAUUACAAAUGAAACCCCAUUCCCACUCGCUUUAUCAAAUGUCCAAGAUCUCUAUUUAGAAAUUUUCAUAAAAAAUGGCUCAGUCUCUGUGAUAGGUAGUUUAAAAAAUUUAGAAAUCAGUGACUUGACAAAUUAUCCUUACACUGGGGAGCUUUCUUCAAGUAUGCCUUCUAAGCUGUUUUCUAUAAGACAAAACGAAGAAAGCCUAUUAUCUUUCUCCUUCGUUAGCUAUGAUAAAGAUAACUUUAAGAAGCCAGCUGAUAGGGACUCAAUAUUAGAUUUAAAUAUGAACUCAAUUUGUGUGAAUUUUAUGCAGCAGCCUGUUAUGAGACUUAUUGAUGUUUUUAUGAUGAAAAUUUUGACAAUGUUUGAUAGCAAAAAAUUAAUUGCGGACUAUUUAUCAAAUGAUGUGAAUUUUACGAGCAUAAAUGUGACGGUAAAUAAUCCUUUAAUAUAUCUGAGUCCUUAUCCUGGCCAUAAUGGAAUUUUUGUGGUAGAUUUGGGAAAUAUUCAAUUAUCAAAUAAAAGAUUAGAAAAUGAAGGAUUUUUUAAUGAUGUUUAUAUGGUGACCUUAAAAAAUAUGAAUUUAAGGUCAAAUUAUCAAAAAAUUAGUGAGAAUUUUGAGGUCAGGCUAGAUAUUUUGACAAAUGUUUAUUCAGUACUUCAAGAAAACAACCUGGAGUUAGACAGAAGUAUUAAAAUUAUUGGAGAAAGUGACAGAAUAAAGCUCCAUUUUUCUCAAAAUGAUUAUGCUUUAUUGAUGAGGCUUCUAAAAUUCAAUUUAGCCUAUGAUGAUCAAAGGAAUGAUUGAUUCUUUUAUGGUAAAAAUUCAAAUUCUAUAAUAUACAAUGCCCAAAAAUCUUUAAUUUUGCUGUUCAAAAUGUCAAUAAAAGAUUUUUCUAUAUUAUUUAUUGAAAAUUCAAUUAAAAUAUUAGAAGUGUUUGUACUUGGUCAAAAUCUUGAAGUAAAACAAUUUACUGAUAAAAACAUAAAAAUGUCAUAUUCAUGUCAUAAUUUAUGUGGGCUAAUCAAUACAUAUUCUAGCAAAAAUGAGGUAGAAAGACAAAAAACUCAGCAAAUUUUUAGUGUCCCAACAGACAGUGUGAUAAAAAACAUUGAAUUCCAAGAUGAUGGAACCCCAUCCUCUUUAGUUCUUUUUGGCCCAAUAAAUGAUAAUUUUGAAUAUAGUCCACCAAUACUAGACUUGUCAAUUAAUUAUGGAGCUGAUGGAAGUCAAGAUAUUCAUAUAGAAAUGAAUGAAAUCAGGAUUAAUUUUCACCUUGGCAUAUUUUUGGAAUUAUCAAAUUAUUUUUCAAAAAAUUUAGUAUCGCCAGAAGAAUUUGAAAAUAUCACACACAAGUCCCCAUAUGCUUCAAAAAAUAAUUUUUCUCCAAAGCCUUCACUUCACUUUUCUCUUUUUAUAACCUCCCCUAUCAUUGUAAUUCCUUCAUUGGUGACUAAUAGAGUUUUAGCUCUCCAAUCAGAUAUUGAACUUACUUAUUCAAUAAGCUAUUGUUGGCAAGGGACUAAAAUAGAAGAAUUAAUUAUCCAGCUUAUAAAAAUUGAAAAAUUUGAAAUAUAUAGCUGUUUACUUGAUGAUUUAUCAGGAAAAAACUCUUUCCAAAACAUCCAGAAAAGAAAAAUAAUAGAGCCAGUUCAAGUUUCUCUAGAAUUGAAAAAUGAAAAUAUUGAAGGCUUAAUUACAGGUAGAAAUCUUUAUCAAAUCGGCUGCUUUUAUAUUACGAUUUCUUAUAAAGAUUUAUUGCUCAUUAAUGAUGCCUUAAAUAUUCAAUUAGAAUCCAAAGAAAAAUAUGAUGGAAAUUCGGGCCUAUCUAAAAAUAGUAAUACGAAAAAAUAUAUUAUUGAAGAAAAACAAAAUAAAGACAUCACAAAUAUUUUUAGUGUCCAAGGAUUGAAAUUGAUUAUUAUAAAUGAUGCCUCUGGAGCUUAUAGCCCAGUAUUAAAUUUUGAAACUCAACCAUUUUCUUUUAAGAUGUCACAGCAAAAUGAUUUGUGUGAUAUGAGAGGGAUUAUAGAAAUCAAGUCUGAUUAUUAUAAUCCACGAAUUGAUAUUUGGGAGCCUUUCAUAGAGCCAAUUAUGAUUCGGGUUGAAUAUAAGCAUAACCCUAAUCUUUUACCUCAGAAGCAGGCUGUCUUUUUAGUUGAUGAUUCUAACCCUUUCAAUAUAAAUCUUACUGAAGUCAUGAUUUCUCACUUUUUGUGGGUUUCAAAUACCUGAAAUGACAAAAAUUCUCAAAUUUAUAGUGACUGCUUAGAAAAAGUAUCCCCACUCUGCAUAUAUAACGACCUAGGCUACACAAUAAUUGUUGAAAAAAACUCAAAUAUUUCUAAAAAUGACCAUGGUUUUGUUAUGAUAAUUGAGCAAGGCAAAUUUUCUGACUACGAAUUUAAAACUAGUGAUACCAGAGUGAUGGAGUUUUCUCAAAGCUAUUUAAACAUCACAAUCUAUGAUUCCGAAAUCCCUUGUGAGCCCAUCACAAAUGUCCCAUUCAAUAGAGUUCAGUCUUUAACCUACAACUUUUCCUUAAAAAAUCAAAAAUACCCAGUUAUAAUUGAUAUAGAGCUUAAAGAGUCACGAAAGCUUUUAAGAGUAAAAUCCCCAAUUACUAUUAUAAAUCAAACAAAUGCUGAUAUGAAAAUUCUACUUCACAAUGGUUUUAAAACAGAAGAAAAAUUUUGCGAAAUCAGCAAAAGCUGCAUAGUCCCAGUCGAUUUUACUAACUCCCCCCCCCAUCCUUGAUCGAACGACUCGCCGUCGUUCGAUCAAGGAUGGGAGUUAAAAAAAAAUUUUUUGGGAAAAAAAUUUUAUAUAUAAAAUAAAAAUAUAUAUAGAACUUUCUCUUCAAUAGCGCGAAAAGACGUGCAUCCUGGUUUAACUAAAAGGUCUUUGGACAAUAAAAAUCUGCUAUUUCUUCUCCAUAAGAGAGGAAAAUAGUGAAAAUGAAGAUUUCUGUCCGAUCCAGUUUCGAGAACUGGAAGGGAUUAUUUUGUCCUAAAUUAAGAAUACCUGAGUUAUUGUGGGAUUUUGAUUUCCUACAAAAUUUUUUAAUUUUAAUGUAUUUUGGUUCGUCAAAUGGUUUUGACGAGUUAAUUCUGGCAGGCACGUGAAAUGAAAAAAAAAUAAUUAAUUGCCAUAAUUUUUUAAUUUUCUGAUGUUAAGGAUGAUCAGAAAUUUUAAUAAAUGGCACAGGAUCAAAAAAACGAGAUUAAAGAUUAGUGAAAGCAAGCAUAUAUUUUCUAGCUAUAAGACGCCCAGAUAUUUGCUAAUAAAAUAAUAAGAAUUCUAAUAAAUAACUUUUAUAUUUCUCAAAUUAAUUUUUUUAUUUAAAUUUCGCUAUUUGAUGCCAUUGUUUUCUCUUUCUGAAUUUGAACCCAAAUUCAUUUUUGAACAAUUUUUGUUCGUUUAAGUGCCAUCUUGAUUUGCACGCUAUAUAAAAAAAUUAAAACUCUUAAGUCACCAUUUGCGGUUUCAUUGAAAGUAUGAUAUUUGAGAUUUUAAAAUAAGCUAUUUGGUGCCUUUAUUUUCCGCUUUCUGGACUCGAGCACAAAUUCAUUUUUGAACAUUUUUUGUUCGUUUAAGCCGCCAUCUUGAUUUUGUACGCUAUAUAAAAAAAAUUAAAACUCUUAAGUCACCACUUGCGGUUUCAUUGAAAGUAUGAUAUUUGAGAUUUAAAAUAAGCUAUUUGGUAUCUUUAUUUUCCGCUUUUUGGACUCGAGCACAAAUUCAUUUUGAACAUUUUUUGUUCGUUUAAGUGCCAUCUUGAUUUGCACGCUAUAUAAAAAAAUUAAAACUCUUAAGUCGCCACUUUGCGGUUUCAUUCCAAACUUGGUAUUUGAGAACUAAAAUAAGCCAUUUGGUGCCUUUAUUUUCCGCUUUCUGGACUCGAGCACAAAUUCAUUUUUGAACAAUUUUUGUUCGUUUAAGUGCCAUCUUGAUUUGCUACUAUAAAAAAAAAUUAAAACUCUUAAGUCACCACUUGCGGUUUCAUUGAAAGUAUGAUAUUUGAGAUUUAAAAAUAAGCUAUUUGGAACCUUUAUUUUCCGCUUUCUGGACUCGAGCACAAAUUCAUUGUUUAACAUUUUUUGUUCGUUUAAGCCGCCAUCUUGAUUUUUGUAGCUAUAGAAAAAAAAAUUAAAACUCUUAAGUCACCACUUGCGGUUUCAUUGAGAACUUGGUAUUUAAAGUAUUAAAAUAAGCUAUUUGGUGCCUUUAUUUUCCGCUUUCUGGACUCGAGCACAUAUAUUCAUUUUUGAAGAAUUUUUGUUCGUUUAAGCCGCCAUCUUGAUUUUGUACACUAUAUAAAAAUAUUAAAACUCUCUUAAGUCACCACUUGCGGUUUUAUUGUGAACUUGAUAUUUGAGAUUUAAAAUAAGCUAGUUGACAUCUCUAUUUUCCGCUUUCUGGACUCGAGCACAAAUUCAUUUUUAGAUAUUUUUGCUCGUUUAAGCCGCCAUUUUGAUUUUGUACGCUAUGUAAAACAUUAAAACUCUUAAGUCACCACUUGCGGUUUCAUUGAGAACUUGGUAUUUAAAGUAUCAAAAUAGCUAUUUGGUGCCUUUAUUUUCCGCUUUCUGGAAUCGAGCACAAAUUCAUUUUUGAAGAAUUUUUGUUCGUUUAACCCGCCAUCUUGAUUUUGCUCGCUAUAUAAAAUAUUAAAACUCUUAAGUCACCACUUGCGGUUUCAUUCCAAACUUGGUAUUUGAGAACUAAAAUAAGCCAUUUGGUGCCUUUAUUUUCCGCUUUCUGGACUCGAGCACAAAUUCAUUGUUUAAAAUUUUUUGUUCGUUUAAGCCGCCAUCUUGAUUUUGUACACUACAUAAAAAAUUAAAACUCUUAAGUCACCACUUGCGGUUUCAUUGAGAACUUGGUAUUUAAAGUAUUAAAACAACUAUUUGACACCUUUAUUUUCCGCUUUCUGGACUCGAGCACAAAUUUAUUUUUGAACACUUUUUGUUCGUUUAAGCCGCCAUCUUGAUUUUGUAAAUUUUCUGAUCAUCCUUUACAUCAGAAAAUUAAAAAAUAAUGGCAAUUUUUAUUAUUUAUUUCAAGUACUAACCAGAAUUGACUCGUCAAAACUAUUUGACGAACCAAAAUACAUUGAAAUUAAAAAUUUUACAAGAAUCAAAAUUCCACAAUAGCUCAGGUAUUCAUAAUUCAGACCAAAAAAAUUCCUUCAAGUUCUCUAGACUGGAUCGGGCAGAACUUUUCACUUUUACUAUUUGCCUCUCUUAUGGAGAAGGAAAAGCUAAUUUUCAUGGUCCAAAGACCUUUUAGUCAAACUAAGAUGCACGUCUUUUCGCGCUAUUGAAGAGAAAGUUCUAUAUAUAUAUUUUUAUUUACUUUUAAAUAAGAGUGCUAAGAGUAUUUAAUAAUUAUUUUUAGAGCAAAAAAUUGAAUUAAUCUCAUUAAAAUACCAAUUUUUAAUAUUUUUAUUUAUUAGUUACCCCUUUAAACUGUAUAAAUUUUAAUUUGUUUCUUAUUAAAUUAAAUUUUUUUUUUAAAAAUUUUAAAGAAUCUCUAUUUUAUUAGAUUAUUGAGUUUUUAAGCUCUGAUUGAUGACUAAAUCACUUCAUACGGUUGAUUCCGAAGCUUUCUGUCGUCUCAAAGUCUCUGAAAACAACUUCAUUAUGCACAUCUUCCCAAACUUUUGAUAACUAAUAUAUUUUUAUAUAUAUAAAAUUUUCCAUGAUAUGAAAAUCGUUCGAUCAAGGAUGGGGGUUAAUUUUCCCAAUUUUUAGGAAUUUUUACAGUCAAUCGUUCGAUCAAGGAUGGGGGGGAGUAAAAGCUUAUUUGGAGCUGCUCCUAUCUGUUUUGGCGGAGACCCAAAACUUCAUAGUUUUCAAGAGUUUUGUUCCAAUAAAAACGGAUAUUCUAUAGAGAUGAAAUGCGAAGAAUUUUAUUUUAUUAUGCUGCUUAAAAAAGACAAAAUAAACCCAGAGAAAAAAACUAUUCUUUUAUGCCCAACUUUUAUUAUCAGAAAUUUCUUACCAAAUAUGAUGACUAUGAAUUUAUUUUGCCAGAGUCAGUAUCAGUCAAAUGUGGAGGAUUUAGAAAUUGAGUCUGGAGGAAGUGCAUCUGUUUAUAAUGCGUUUAGUGGAUCAGAAAUCCAGUAUUCUGUAAUGGUAGCACCAUAUAUAAGGUCUCCUCAAACGCUAUUAUUUUCUAAAAAAAAGCCGCCUCCAAAAACAAUGACGCUGCUAGAUCCGUUUCUUCAAGAAACAAAAAUAAAUAUAGAAUACCAGCAUAAUGGAAGCAGAAUUUUUACAUUUUAUCCUAUUGCAGUAAUCAUAAACUCCACAGCUCUGCCUUUGUCAUUUUUCUAUAAAAAUGCAGGUGGAGCCAAACCGUUUGCAGGGCAAUGUGAUAGACUAAAUAUAAUUCCUAUUCAAAACGAAAACAAAAUCGCGAUAGGAUAUGAGGUUGCAAAGUCAAAAUUUUUCAAAAUAGACGCAGUAGGGCUGAAAAAUAUUAUAUGCCUUUUUAAUAAAAAUAUAUAGGAAUUUAUCUCAAGGUGAAUAAAAAUUUAUUCUUUUAAAAUAGAUAUAGAAUUUGAGAGUCCUAAAAGAAUAAAAUAUCAAUUUACUUAUGAAGUCACCCUUAACAGAGUCGUUGAAAACGAAAUGCUCUUCAUGAGAGCCGUAAAAAUUGCACCAAGGUUUUUAUUUGUGAAUUUAAUGAAUGAUGAUCUGCUAAUAAAGCAACACAACAGCACAGGCGAGUUUUUAUUAGCUAGAGAGUCAAGGGAACCUUUCCAUUGGAUGGACUCUACAAAAGAUGAAUUAAUUGCUAUCACUAUCCCUGGACAAAUUUGGAACUAUUCAGGCGUUUUUUCUAUAUCAAGCAUAGAAGCUCUGACACUUCAGCUAAAAAAUCUUUAUGAUCCAGGCAUUUUUAAGCUGAUAAAAGUAGAAGUCAGACUUAUCGAAAGCAUUGCAUAUGUAAUGUUCCAAGAAGAAAAUACUGAAAAUUCGUCAUAUAGACUAGAAAACUGCUCCAGCAACUUUUUUGUGUCUAUUUAUCAAAAAGGCUAUAAAGAUGACGAAAGAUGGGUCGACUGCAAUUCUUCGCUGCCUUUUGCAUGGACUGAGCCAUUUUAUGAAAAUAUUUUGGUCGUUGAGUUUUUCUAUGGGUCUUUUGGGUGUAUACCAGAGAGAUAUGAAGAAAUCAAGGAGUUUUCAUUUAAUAAAAAUCGGGUUAACUAUGAGAUUGGUGUGAAUGUUGGGAAAGAAGUGUUUUUUAUAUAUGCAGCGACUUAUAAUCAAGGGUCAAUGAAAAUUCUCAAAAUUUCUGAUUUGCCGCUUAAUGAGGAUUCUAAUGAUAUUUCAAAUAUACAUACUCAAUGAAUGCUGACAAUUCCAUGUUUAGGGAUUUCUUUGAUAGAAAAUUCGCAUGAGCAUACAAGGGAACUUUUAUAUCUAAAUUUCAGCGAUAUCAUUCUAUUAACCCAGCAAACCAAAAAUAUGAACAGAACAGAACUAGCAGUCAAAAAUUUCCAAAUUGAUAACCAAUUAAACCAAAACGCUGUUUUCCCAGUUCUUCUUUACUUUCCAAGCAUUCAAAACAACGCUAUCACUAUGCUAAUUUCUACAAGUACAAAUACAGUGAAAAAUUACUUUUAUUUCGAAACCUUAGAAGUAGUAUUUCAGCCCAUAAAUCUAAACGUUGAAAGCAGCAUGGUAAAGAAGCUCCUUAGUGUCUCUUCCCGCAUACAUUUCAAUAAAGGCGCAAUAGAACUGUCCACUUCCACUUAUACCAAGCAUUUCCAUCCAAGCUGAUCCUUUGAAGAUACUCUUUAUUUAGACUUGACAUUUUAUUUUGAAAGCUUUUCUUUAUCUCCAUCAAAAAUAAUUCUCUCUUAUACCCCUAUUCAAGAAGAAAAAGAAAAUAAAGCAAAAUCCUUUGAUGUCCUCAUAAAAGCUUUAGGGAUGGCUAUCACUGCUGUUGAAGAAGCUCCAAUUGAAUUUUCUGAGGUAAAAAUGACAGAUCUAUAUGGAACGCAAUCACAAAUUAUGUCAGCAUUAACGACUCAUUACAAAACACAAUUAACUGGUGGACUUAUCCAUUUAAUUGGCCAUUCUGUAGUAUUAGGAAAUCCUGUAGGCCUGCUCAAUAAUCUGAAGACUGGAAUUUCUGAUUUUUUCAAUAAGCCUAUUGAUGGGAUGUCAGGAGGGGCGAAAGGGGCUGGAAAAGGCUUUAUCCAAGGUGCAGAUUCGCUAAUGAAAAAUACAGUCCAAGGUGCUUUUGGGACUGUCUCUAUGGUCACUAAUACAGUGGCGACAGGAAUUUCAUCAAUAACAAGCGACAAAGAAUAUAUGAUGGAAAGGCAGCAGGACAAAGUAAAAAAUAAACCAAAAAAUAUUUUCCAAGGACUUGGAAUGGGCGCUUCAUCACUUUUUAAAGGAAUUGGCAAAGGGAUUACUGAUAUCGCCACAAAACCUAUUAAAGGGUAUAAAAAAGAUAAAGGAAAAGGAGCAAUUAAAGAAACUGGAAAAGCUAUGGCAGGGCUCAUAACAAAACCUAUUGCAGGUGUUUUUGAUGCUGUAACACAAGCAGCAGAAGGCAUAAAAAAUAGCGCUAGCAAUAGAAUUCCACCAUCUGCGCACAAAAGGUCAAGACUGCCUAGACCAGUCUAUGGAGAGAAUUCUAUGAUAAAAUGCUAUAAUAAUAAUGACGCAUAUGUAGUAUUUGAAUUAGCGAAAAAAGACAAAACCUUUAUAAAUGAGAAAUUCAUGGCUAUGGACAGUGGGACUGACCAAAAAAGAAAUCAAUGACUUCUUGCUCUUUAUGAGACUAAAAUCACACUUAUUGACGCAGACAGUUUCGCGAUUAAGUGGAUCAUACAUUUAAAAAUGAUUGAAAUCAUAGAAAUUAUGGAAAAUGGAUGUGCGAUUCAUAUUGUUCAGGAUGAAAAUAAUAGAGCUAAAGGCAGAUCAUGCUUCUUCGUACCCAUAAAUACUCCAAGGAUUAUUGAAAUACUAGGAGAAAGAAUUAGUGUGUUUAAAUCUCAAUAA